Vitis vinifera (wine grape) is the source of this 969-nucleotide messenger RNA. RefSeq lists its product as uncharacterized. Bases 36 to 479 code for a protein of 147 amino acids. Lineage: Eukaryota; Viridiplantae; Streptophyta; Magnoliopsida; Vitales; Vitaceae. The transcript has a single exon. The record is from RefSeq and is a predicted model, not a curated record.
AAGGUGGGGGACCCACAAACCCUAAAUACAGCUGUAUGGCCGCACCUUUGCCCUGCCACCCUGUCCAGCCCCUCGGUCAGGUCGGGCAGUCCACCAUCCAUUUACCUGCCCGUAAUUCCCUUCCCCUCUCUCCCCCCUAUAUAAACCCUACCAUCUUCCCCAUGUCUCCUCCCACUGAUUACGUCUCUGCAAUUCCUCUCUGCAAAACCCUAGCUUUUCCAAAGAGGAAUCGUAGAGCUUCCCCCAAUUCGCCCCUCUACAUUUUCAUCAUUUUCCGGGAAACAGCCAAACAGAAAGAAAUGGAGGCAAUGAAGAUGAAGCUUUUCCUAGCCGUUGUCAUGAUGAUCCUGGCCGUCUCCGCCGUGCAACCCGCCGCCGCUGCCACCGCUCCGGCGCCCGCCCCGGCUUCCGACGCCGCCAUCUUCGUCCCCACCUUCUUUGCCUCCCUAACCGCCCUUGCUUUUGGCUUCCUCCUCUGAGAAACUCACGACUCCCCAUAUGAUAUCUUCAUUUCAUUCUCUCUCCCUACACCCCCAUUUCUUCCUCUUGUCUCUAGAGGGAGGGAGGGAAGGAAGGGGGGAGGGGAGGUGAAAUGGGUUUAGAUUUUUUUUUCUUUUUUUCUUUUUUUAUCUUGGGGAAAAAUUGAUUCAUAGGUAUUAUUAUUGAUGGGGUUUUGGGGGUUUGUUUGGUUGUUGUGGUUCAUGUAUUUGGUUGGUAUUGUUGUACUAUAUAUGUAUAACUUUUGAGUUUAUGAAUGAUGGAUUUGUGUAAUAUUUUUUUUUUCCUUUUUUUGUGAUGGGAGUUAGAGCAAUAAGAAGAUCAAUGAGAGGAUUUUCGUGGGAUUUCCAUGGAUUUGAUGAUGAUGAUGAUCUUUGGAUGUUGGUGGAGGUUUGAUCUUUUGUUGUAUCAUUUCAUUUCUAGUUUGUGAUCCCAUUUUAUAGUGUAAUAAAAUUCCAUUAUUUUUCAAAA